Messenger RNA from Monodelphis domestica (gray short-tailed opossum), 951 nucleotides. The record is from RefSeq and is a predicted model, not a curated record. NCBI's taxonomy places the organism in Eukaryota, Metazoa, Chordata, Mammalia, Didelphimorphia, Didelphidae.
UCCUCCCCUUAGACUCGGCGUUUUUCCCACAGUCCUUUUUGGAAGCCUUGAAUACUCGCGAGACUUGAGCGAGAGUUGGCUCUAUAAGCCUGUGAGAAGGUUCGCGGAAGACCCUUUCCUCCUUUUCCUCUAAGAUGGCGCCGAAGCCCAAGAAGGAAGCGGUUGUCCCCCCCAAGACAGAGGCCAAGGCCUUGAAAGCCAAGAAGGCAGUGUUGAAGGGUGUCCAUAGCCACAAAAAGAAGAAGAUCCGAACGUCUCCUACCUUCAGGCGACCCAAGACGCUGAGACUUCGAAGGCAGCCCAAAUACCCUCGGAAAAGUGCUCCUCGGAGAAACAAGCUUGAUCACUAUGCCAUCAUUAAGUUUCCCUUGACCACUGAGUCUGCUAUGAAGAAGAUUGAGGACAACAACACUCUUGUCUUCAUUGUGGACGUCAAGGCCAAUAAGCAUCAGAUCAAGCAGGCAGUAAAGAAGCUCUAUGACAUUGAUGUGGCCAAGGUCAACACACUGAUCCGGCCUGACGGAGAGAAGAAGGCCUAUGUCCGACUUGCUCCUGACUAUGACGCAUUGGACGUUGCCAACAAAGUGAGUAUAUGGAAGGUAGCCUCCCUCUCUGAACUGCUUCCCUCCCUGGGUGCAGGUGAUGAGUCAGAGUGACCAAAGCCUGAGCCUCAGUGAUUACUCUGCAUUGGCUGAUGCACCCCAUCCAAAAUGAGCAAUGGGCAGCCCAGUGGAACAUCCCGGGACCCAGUUAUCCACCCCUACCCCCAUUGUGUCACAGGUGUUGGGGGCUUCUUCCCUAUGUAAGAGCUUCAAGGUGCUGCUGCCCAGCUAGGGAGGUUUGGCGUCCCCUACGUGCUCUUGGUAACACUUCUGGCUUUUUUCUUUUCAGAUUGGAAUCAUCUAAACUAUCCAGCUAUCCUGCUCCACCUUCAAUAAAACAUUUCCAGUA